AUGGGAAAAUUUCAGAUAGGUAAAGGAGCAACUCCUUCAUUGUCGCCUUUUUUCUUUCAUCCUCCUAUUCCAGAGAGACUUAAAGACCUUUCUGUAAAGAAUUGGAGUCAGUUGGCUGGAUCAGGCCCUGUGCCAUGGCGACAAGCACCUACUCUGUUCAAUUCUUCUAUUUCUCAGCCGGAUUUUCUUCGUAGGAUGCCCUAUGAAGUUGAUCUAUCUACCAGUAUUGACAGACUUAAUACAGGACCUUCCCUGGAGAAAAGGAAAGUCGAGGAUUUUUCGGACAGAUCGAUAAAUGGAAGCCUGAAGCUCGGUGCUGGGGAUAUACUCGAAAAUGGAAAUCCAGGAUUUAGUUGUGAGGAGCAAACUAGUUCGUGUUUAAAUACAUCUCAGCAGCCUUCAUCCUUAAAAGAGGAACCAUCAACUCCCCAAUUUAGCUUCUCUGUGCCUCAUAAAUCUGCAAAUGAAACAACUGGUGAUGGUCAGAUUCGCAAUGGAAGGCCCCGUGUUGAUGGUCGUGGGAAAAGUCAAUUGCUGUCUCGUUAUUGGCCCAGAUUUACUGAUCAAGAUCUACAGAAGCUUUCUUUGGGGUAUCCUUUACUUCUAUGAACUUUUUUUUGUGGGUUAGUGAAUGCACUUCUUUUUUUUUUCUGAUUGUGACACCAUUAAAUUGUUGAGGCAGUUCCAGUGUGAAGACUGAUUUCCUACUCUUGUUUGAUCUGUUCUGUUCUCCAUUUCAUUAUUGAAAUGAGCUAGGCUCUUCCUUUUCACAAAAAAAAAAAAAA
Carica papaya (papaya) is the source of this 785-nucleotide messenger RNA. NCBI's taxonomy places the organism in Eukaryota, Viridiplantae, Streptophyta, Magnoliopsida, Brassicales, Caricaceae. The record is from RefSeq and is a predicted model, not a curated record.